This is a messenger RNA of Rotaria sordida, 576 nucleotides long. Lineage: Eukaryota; Metazoa; Rotifera; Eurotatoria; Philodinida; Philodinidae. The record is from the annotation of a GenBank genome assembly.
ACAUUCUGGACUGGUGCACUUCAUGACGGAAGAGAUCGUGGCGAUAAGCCAUACUAUUGUCCUGUCGGAUGGCAGCGAUGUUCUUUCUAUGUUGCUGAUAGAUUCCGCGAGAGAUUUAGAGGUUGUUGUAUUUGUUAUCAUGGUACAAAAUUUGAAUAUGGCUUGGCAAUUUUAUUAAGUGGGUUAAAACCAGCAGGAGCUAUUGCACACGGCCCAGGAAUAUAUGCUACUCCAUCAAUUAUUUAUGCUGCUCAUCCGAGAUAUGCCGAGAUUAAAGAAAUUGAACCAAAACAUCAAAACGAAUAUUUUAAAAAUAGUAAAUACAUACAAUUUGUUUUAGAAUGUCGUGUUCAUCCAAGUAAUAUAAAAAUUGGUUGCGAAACGCUAGGCGCUGGUGCUGCUACUAUCGAUCCUAAUAUAAGCAAUCAAAAGAUUGAAUGGGUCAUUGAAACCAAUGGCAAAAACAUAGUUGAUUUUAAUGAUGUCAACGCUGAAAUUGUUUGUACAGGAUUAAUGAUACGUGCUACACAAGAGUAUCCUGGCUUAUUACCUGAAUCAAAAUGGUGGUCACCGUAA